GCCACAAUGACGUCACAUUACGCAGGAAUCCAAUGGAAAGAAGAUCUGCGUUAUUUAGGUGUGCCUCUCUCACAGUAUAGAAAUAGCAACGCUCAUUGGUCGGGAGAAGUUGGCAAAAUUCAACGUAAAGUGAAUUCAUGGCGGGGGCGGAAUUUGUCAGUGUUCUUUCGUGCUGAAGUGUGUAACGUUUUCUUAGCUUCCUGUCUUAUGUAUGUGCUCCAAGUACUGCAUUGCUCAAGACUUCGCCUUCAGGCACUGCAUCGCGUAUUUGCAACAUAUAUUUGGAGUUCGAAUUGUGAAUGGAUGCGGCGCGACAAUCUGUUUCUCCCCCUUGAACGUGGUGGUCUGGGAUUAGUACACCUCUUCGUCAGGCAAAUUGUUUCUCGCCUGUUUUUCUUUCGAGACAGUGACCAUCCGUUCUUGCGUGAAAUGUUGCAACUGCGUUUAGUUCAUUAUGUUCCUAACAUAGUAGUGUCAUCAAAUGUCAAAGAUGUCCCACAGGCUCCUUGGGGCUUUCUCAAGGAGGUUGUUGAUACAUUUCUUUUCUUGAAAGUUAGAUUCAGCCUGGAGUACGUGUUCACAGCGAGUCGAAAAGCAAUUUCUGCGGCACUGGUUGACUCUAUUUUCCCAGAUCCUUUGUAUCGUGCACCUUAUUUAAAUCGACCUUAUCAGGAUGUACUUAAACGCGUCCGAAAAAUGUGUGUGCCUCCUGGAGUUAAAACAUUUUUCUUUAAAUUACAUUCGGAAACACUCCCUGUUAAAACUUGGUUGAAUUCGAGGGGUUGCUUUGUGCCAUGGUCAACAAACUGUCGGCUCUGUCCACGUGCCGAAACCAUAGAUCACUGUUUCAUAGACUGUAAGGAUGCUGUAUUUUUUGGGGACAUUCUCCAACGGACACUUAAAAAGGUCAUUGACAUAACUCCAUACUCAAUUAGGCUUCUACCGUUUAACGUUACAGGUGGUCCUCCCUAUGACAUGUUCAUUGUACUUGGUUUAUAUAGCCUGUGGAGAAGUAGACUCUGCGAUCGCCAUGCCGAAAGCCCGCGAACUACAAAAUCCUUUUUUCGCGAAAGUGCUGCGUAUGUAAGAAGUGUGUACGCUGUGCAGGAACCUCCGCCAGACUGGAUGCACUUGUUGGAUGCAUGUGUGUGUUUGCCUGAGUUUUAAGUGUGUAGUUGUGUCCACUUUGUA
Molecule: messenger RNA, 1191 nt
Organism: Dermacentor albipictus
Lineage: Eukaryota; Metazoa; Arthropoda; Arachnida; Ixodida; Ixodidae
Source: RefSeq, a predicted model, not a curated record